AGGGGUGAGAAGCAUAAAUGUGCGUGUGUUUCUGCAGAGGAGGGGGCAUGGGCCCCUGCCGGGCUGCGCAGGGGAGGGUGGGGUGGGACUUUUCCAGAGAGGGAGCCAGGCCUGGCCCGGGCCCCGGGAGCUCACGUCACCCCCACCCCUCACUUCUCCAGGGGACUGCCAAAGCCAAACCCAGCUCGGGACGGGAUUAUGUGUACUGGGUAGACCCGUGGAGAGGGGCGGCGAGAAGAGAUCUCGGUGGCAGAGAGAAGCAGAGGCAGAGAGGGCAUGAAGAGGGGUCGGCAUCAGAGAAGGGGCAGGCAGUGACUAUCACCCCAUUUCUUCUUCCCUCAGCUGGAGUAACAAGAGUCAGGCAGAGCCUGAAGACUUGGGUGGAACAUGGGCCCUUCUCUGGAGAUCCUGGCCUCCUCCGUUCAGUCAGGGUGGAGUUGCUGACCUUAGUGGCUGGCCCAGCCAGGGGAAGGAGUGGCCAUCGGCAACCCCCACCCCAACCCCAAUCGCUGAGGCGCCCGCUCUGGCUCAGCCACUCUGACCCCUCCCUCAAAUUCCGAACCCUAGGUCUCAGGGAGGGCAGUGGGGCUGGGUGUCUGCCCCCAGGCACAUUCCUACCCUUCUCUUGGUCAUUUUCUGCCCCAGAGCUGGCCCACCUCAGCAAUGCGAGGGCUCCCUGGAUUCCUCUCCCGGGUGCCUUUCAGAUCCAACAGAAACAGAUUUUUUUUUUUCCUGGAAAGCAGAACUAA
Molecule: messenger RNA, 749 nt
Organism: Pan troglodytes (chimpanzee)
Lineage: Eukaryota; Metazoa; Chordata; Mammalia; Primates; Hominidae
Exons: 1
Coding region: 18-749 (243 amino acids)
Source: RefSeq, a predicted model, not a curated record